UUACUACACAAACUCACUUCCGAGGCAGUUGAAUCAUUGCUUUGAAGCGAAAGGGGAACUUUUUUGGAGUUCUCUGCCAUAUCAGCAGUUUUUAACAUCCUUUUUGGCAGAAUUCAAUACUGUGUCAACACUUGGAUCGUUGUUAGCGUGACCGAAGGACGUGUACUGUGCCAUUAAGUGGAGAUUCAUAUCAACAGUAGUUCUAUUAUCACUGAAUAGACCGGAGCACGUGUGUUCAGCUAGUCAAGGCUCGAAGAUGCAGAGGGAAAAGCAGCGUUCUGUGAAACACAGGCCAAAACAACAGCAGAGUGGAAGUGAAUUAAACCGCCGAAGUUUUCCACCGGCCAUGAUUGACACCAGAAACAAGAAUCAUAUUAAAUGUAUGGUGAUCGGGGAUGGAGCCGUGGGGAAAACGUGCAUGCUAGUUAGCUACACCACAAGCAGAUUCCCCUAUCAGUACAGUCCCACAGUCUUAGACAGUUACACAGCACGAGUGUCAGUGGACGGACGGCCCUACGUUUUAGAAUUAAUAGAUUCAGCAGGCCAGGAUGAUUACCAACAUAUUCGAAUGUUGUCUUACAAGUCAGUCGACAUUUUCCUCGUGUGUUAUUCAGUGGUGGAUCCGGCUUCAUUCAACAACCUCAAAGACAAGUGGAUUCCAGAAAUGAAACAUUACGGUCCACAAGGCACACCGUUUGUUGUCGUUGGAGCCCAAGCAGAUCUCAGAGAGGACAGAGAGACAGUAGAAAAGCUUCACAGAGAGAAAGAAAAGCCAGUUUCAUUUCACCAAGGAGAAAAAUUAGCAAAGAAAUUCGGUGCUGACGCUUUUAUUGAAUGUUCAUCUCUAACACAAAGAGGACUACAAAGAGUCUUUGAGCAGGUUAUAAUGGGUGCUUUGUCACCAAGGAAAACAAAAAAGUCAUCUAAACCCAGUAAGUUCUUUGGGAUGGUUUCACUGUGUUUGGACAAUUUAAAACACAAGAUUUCAGGACAUAAAGAAAGCGGCAGUGCUAACUCUUCCACUGCCGGCAGUGACUCAGAUCUAGUGCGGAUUUACACUGGCAAUUCAACACGGCGGUAAUAUGUCACUUAUAUAUACAUCCGCGUAAGAAUCUCUACGGUAUCAUAUAUGUGACUCUUUUUUAUUUAAGGUGGAUUGAUGAAAUCAAACUUACUGUAAUCUGAAGAUAUGUUACAGCGAAAUAUACGUGUUCUAUCAGCUUCAGUGCUUGCACUUUCAGCCAAAGAGAGACGCAAUUUCUUCAGCAUUAUUCUGUUUAUAAGCACUGGUUGUGAUAACCUAUACUACGCAAGAGCAAACUAUUUAAUGUAAAUAUUGAAACUUGUAUUACUCUCUGUAUGUUACUAAUUUAUUUGUAAACAAUACAAGAAUAGAAAUAUUA
Messenger RNA from Lingula anatina, 1403 nucleotides. RefSeq names its product cdc42 homolog. Lineage: Eukaryota; Metazoa; Brachiopoda; Lingulata; Lingulida; Lingulidae. Gene Ontology annotation, biological process: small GTPase-mediated signal transduction. The record is from RefSeq and is a predicted model, not a curated record. Gene Ontology annotation, molecular function: GTPase activity; GTP binding.